Seminavis robusta is the source of this 918-nucleotide messenger RNA. The record is from the annotation of a GenBank genome assembly. NCBI's taxonomy places the organism in Eukaryota, Bacillariophyta, Bacillariophyceae, Naviculales, Naviculaceae.
AUGAUUGCCUUCAUUCUCUUUCUCCUCUCUGGUGGUGCGGCCGCCCAAGCCAAUGGCAACGGCAACGGCAAUGAUGGAAACAGCCCAGAUGUUAUUGUUGUCCCAGGCCUCGGUCUUGCAAAUGGUCCGCCAUUGGAUACAGCUGACUUGGACGAACAGUACAAAGGUAACGGUGUGUAUCUCAUUGGUGAGGAUGUCGCUGACGAUGUUCUGGAGACCAUAGUUGGAGACUUUCCGGACUAUGAAGAUAUUCCCAGCAUUGAGGAUUUGCCUGAUACCGAGGAAUAUCGCGAAGAAACUCUUAAUAGCACCCAAUUUGCUGGUGACGGCGGAUUGAGGAAGUCAGCUGCCAACGCCCGCAAGGUACCGUACGGUGAAAGGAAGCUGCAACUUAGUCAUUGGAGUGGAUGGGUUUCUGACGGAUGGGGUGGGGCUGAUUGCCCCAACUCAACAGCCCGGGAAGCAGACCAAUGGUACUUUGCCAAUGGUAUGGCGUGUCGUGGUAGCUGGUGUGAUGAUGUGCAGCUUGGCUGCACAAUGAGGUUUACUGGAAGGCCAAAGUGCACCGCCACUGCUGGAUGCAACUAUACUCAUCUUAUGGGCUGGCAGCAAGCUGUUUAUUACACCAAUUGGAUGUCUGAAGAGGGCCCUGGGACCUUGGGUUGCCCAAAUGGUCACUUUGUGACUGAGGUGUUUUGCAGUGGAGACUUCUGUGACGAUCUUUCCUUCAAGUGCGAAAAAUGGUCCUAUUCACUUGGGCAUACUGGCUGUUGGUGGGGAGGCCGGUACUCGGAGGAAGGGGACGGUGCUCGUCACUAUGCCGGUGACAACUAUAUGCUUGCUGGUAUUCAGUGCUCUGGAAGUUACUGCGACACCAAGCGGAAUCUCUACUGUGCAUCUGUUAAGCCGAGUAGGUAG